Messenger RNA from Protopterus annectens (West African lungfish), 1966 nucleotides. RefSeq names its product zinc transporter ZIP9-like. Lineage: Eukaryota; Metazoa; Chordata; Ceratodontiformes; Protopteridae. The transcript has 7 exons. Gene Ontology annotation, cellular component: membrane. Gene Ontology annotation, biological process: zinc ion transport; transmembrane transport. The coding region runs from base 544 to 1437 and encodes 297 amino acids. Gene Ontology annotation, molecular function: metal ion transmembrane transporter activity. The record is from RefSeq and is a predicted model, not a curated record.
CUCUCUAUCCAACUUCCAUGACGACCACCCAGUUAGCCCUGGUCUAAAAACGGCCGAAUUCACAAGGAAAACUGCAAUCGUCAUUGUUCAGUGGCAUUUAAAACAUAAAUACACAACGCUCUGUUUGCUGCAUUUUGCUGUUACAGUCUCAGCUUUAAGCACGAGUUUACACUUUGCCCCAAUGUGACACGUUGCGCUUUACUUCUGACGAAGGGUUAAACGUAUACAGGGCAUGGUUUGUUUACCGUAGACUCUUAACAAACUUCCAUUAUAAAGUUAAAGCAAAGCAGCGUACUCCACUGUGGUACCCUCAUAAAACAAUCACCCCUAAAGCAAAGACUGCCAUCAUAAAGCCAUCUGGUUAGCGCUUCCAACAAAGAUUUGCCAGCGGCAGUGGGCGUGGGAAAUCUUCCUAUUGGGAAGACGUGAGAUCGUUGGAGUUGAAAGCUGACUACUUCGCUCGUAAAACAUUAAGGAAGUGCUUUAGAAUGUGAAGUUUUACUUACGAGCUUGAACAUUUGUUAACAAAUUUAAUUUCUAGCCAUGGAUGGGGCGGGCACGAUUAUUUUGAUCUCUCUGGCAAUGUUCGUUGGCUGUUAUCUUCUUGGACUAAUCCCACUUGUUGCAAAACUUUCUGAGAAUAAGCUGCAGUUAGUGACUGUACUGGGAGCUGGGUUACUCUGUGGAACAGCCCUGGCCAUCAUCAUUCCAGAAGGUAUUGAACUUUUAGAAAAUUCCUCUAAAGUUCCAUGCAGAAAUGUAGCUCAGAGCAUCAACAGUUCAGAAUCUGCUACCUCCCUUGACAAGCCUACAGAAGGGUCUUCCCGCUUCUUUGUUGGUCUUACUCUGGUUUUGGGAUUCAUUCUCAUGUUCACUGUGGAUCAAAUUGGAAACUACUGUGCCUACCAUGAUCCUCGGACAGGAGUGUCAAACAGUACACAUGUCAUAGCAACAAUUGGGCUGGUAAUUCAUGCUGCAGCUGAUGGUGUGGCACUUGGAGCAGCUGUGUCUUCCUCAGAGGUCACUGUUCAAGUUGUUGUCUUCUUUGCUGUUAUCUUGCAUAAGGCCCCUGCAGCAUUUGGACUUGUGUCAUUUCUGAUGCAUACUGGUUUAGAGAAAAAAGAAAUACAGACGCAUCUGCUUGUUUUUUCCAUAGCAGCUCCACUACUAGCUGUAGCAACAUAUUUUAUACUAAGCCAGACUGGUGGAACGUCGCAGUACAGACUGUACGCAACAGGAAUGGGAAUGCUGUUUUCUGCUGGGACCUUUCUGUAUGUUGCAACUGUGCACGUUUUACCUGAAGCUAGCAACAGAGUGUCUCACAGUCAUGGGUCAGCUGGCUAUGGACAGAAAGGAAUGACUGCCCUUGAGAGUCUAACCCUAAUAAUAGGACUCACCAUUCCAGUCUUACUGUCACUUGGCUUUCAAGAUGGUUGACAAUAGCGCCAUUGUCUGCAUUCAGAGCCAAGCCAGCCAUGUGCAUUAUACGAAGCAGAUGAAGUUGUAGCAGUGCAGUGUUACAAACACAUAGCUUUUAGUUUACAUAUAAAAACAAAAUGUAAAUGGAUCUGUUGUUACUACAUUUGGAUCUUAAUGAGCCUUUGUGGAGCCAAGCAAUGCAGUUGUCUUAUGGGAAUGACUUUCUGAACUGUUUUGACUGAUAAAUGUCAUACCAUUGACAAAAAGUGAUUGUACUGUUUACUAAAUUUAUAUGAAAGGAUACCUUCAAGCGUAGAGAAAUGCAGUAGGUAUUUAAUCCCACUGAAACAGGGCUCUCAGUGGCUGCUUUUAGAAAUGUGUCUUAAUUGUCAAUAUCUAAUAGAAGAAACAUAGCUGCAAGAAGUGAACGGAAUAAUAUGUGCUGAUUGUAAACUUCACAAGUAUGGCCAUGUCCAGAAAUAAUUUUUGUAUGACUGAUAAUUGUAGGAGGAACUUUUAAAUUAUAAAGUUAAUUUGCUAAACAGUA